CUUUGACACGUGCAGGAAUAUAAAGCCUGAAUCCGUAAAAUAUAGUCCUUUCAGACACAGUUCAUGCCUCAAUUAACAUUCCGAAAGGGGAUGGGCAUGGGCGUAACCAAGGACAUUAUAUAGGGACCUUGGUGUAACACAGUUUUCCUAAGCUUCAGCAAGGAGGUUAAAAUCCUAAAGCAGAGAGGCUGACGAAAAUUCAACCUCCUUGUUCCCUGCGCAGGGAAGACUGUAAGCCAUUUAGAAUCCCUGAGAAGGAUCAUCUUCCACCAUGCAUCUCAAAAGCUUGGCAGCAAGUUUUGCAACCAGGAUAUCCCAGCAGAGUGCCUCUGUAUCCAGGAACAUUACCGCACAACGUUAUGCCCACAUGCAAACUUUUCCAAAGCUCUGCAGCAUCAGACAUGCACGGUUACUGACUCCGACACAAAGCGUACUUGCAAGUCGUACAAGAUUGUUGAGCACGUCUACUUGUGUGAAGUCCAGGUCUCACAUAGAGAAGAAGGCAACAGGAGUCCCUGUCUCUGUGACCAAGUUUGUGCAACAUGAGGACCACCUAGAGCUGGAAGUUAAAGGGGCCAAACUCAAGCUGAACUACGUCUGGCUAAGGGACCAUUGCAGGACUGGAGACAGUAUCAACCACCUAACCCAGCAGCGUAUGGUGGACACUUUCCUGAUCGAGCCCGACAUUCAGCCGGUAAAUGUGGCUAUCCAAGAGGGAACACUGAACCUUACAUGGCCUGAUGGCCACCAAUCAGAGUACGAGCUGGACUGGUUGCUUAGCAACACCUAUGAAGGGAAGCAGCACAUCCAGACAACCUGGGAGCCCCUGCUGUGGAACGUGGAAACCCUGUCAGCUUCUCCCAAACCCAGCGUCUUGUACCAGGACUAUCUGUCAGAUGAUGAACAGCUGGCCAAGUUGCUGCACUACCUGUUGAAGUACGGCUUUGCAUUUGUGGAAGAAGCUCCAGUAACACUGGAAGCAACAUUGGCGGCAGCCGAGAGAAUCUGUCAAAUCCGGGAGACGUUCUUCGGUCGUUUCUGGUGCUUCACCUCUGACCUGGAGCGACACGACACGGCGUACACAGCGGAGGCUCUAGGAGCACACACGGACACCACGUACCUGAACGAACCGUCAGGUGUGCAGGUCUUCCACAAAAUGGAACAUGUAGGCGAGGGAGGAGCCACGCUGCUCGUUGAUGGCUUCCAUGCGGCUGAGCGGCUACGGCGGGAAGAUCCGGAGGGCUUUGAUAUCCUGUCGUCUGUGUCAGUCCCACACCACUACCUGGAGCCUGGAGUACACACUACCGGGGUGGGACCUGUACUGGAGCUAGAGCCAGGGGCUGGCAAGGAGCUCAAGCUGAUCAGGUACAACAUGCAUGACAGAGCAUGUCUGGACACUGUACCAAUGGAGGAUGUCAGUCGCUGGUACUCUGCACUUAGGAAACUCACCAGGUUCAUCAGGGAUCCAGCCUCCGAAUACUGGGUCCCUCUCAAACCAGGUCAAAUCUUGCUGACUUAUAACUGGCGGGUCCUACACGGGCGAUCGGCCUUCACGGGGCGACGGAGGGUCUCGGGCUGCUACCUGCCCAGGGAUGAUGUCAUCAGCAGGGCAAGGGUUCUCAAGGUCAUAUAACAGAAUGUCAAGGUCAUACAGAAGAAAGACCGUAGAACAACUGAAUAAGAUUCUGGAGAAUGUACGUUGUAUUGUUACUGUUUAGAUAAGUAACAAAAAUAUGCUACAUCAGAAUGAUGUAAGUCUAGGCACAAGAUUUUUUUUCAAAGUUGUUUUUUCAGAUGUUCUUUUUCU
Messenger RNA from Branchiostoma belcheri (Belcher's lancelet), 1807 nucleotides. Its product is annotated as trimethyllysine dioxygenase, mitochondrial-like. The record is from RefSeq and is a predicted model, not a curated record. Gene Ontology annotation, biological process: carnitine biosynthetic process. Gene Ontology annotation, molecular function: iron ion binding; trimethyllysine dioxygenase activity. Gene Ontology annotation, cellular component: mitochondrion. The transcript is spliced from 8 exons. The coding region runs from base 272 to 1633 and encodes 453 amino acids. NCBI's taxonomy places the organism in Eukaryota, Metazoa, Chordata, Leptocardii, Amphioxiformes, Branchiostomatidae.